Salvelinus sp. IW2-2015 is the source of this 3857-nucleotide messenger RNA. The record is from RefSeq and is a predicted model, not a curated record. NCBI's taxonomy places the organism in Eukaryota, Metazoa, Chordata, Actinopteri, Salmoniformes, Salmonidae.
UCACUUCACUGCACAACGACGCCACUACAGUUCCGUUCGAAUGGGCUAUACCUCAGGAAAUUACGUCAGCGCAGAGAAUAAUAUGGCGUCUGCAAUGGCUAUGGACUCCAUAGACAAACAGUAUUUUGAUAUCCAGUUAAAAGAACGACAAAUUGAAGCCGCAGGGGGAUUCUAAAUGGACGAUAAGGAAUCUUCGGCGAUGCUUUUUUAUUGUCCUUUUUCUUGAUCUCGGCUAUAAACCCGCACCCCAUGUCAGAAGGAGCCAGGUCUGUCUGGUCGAAGAGGGGUUGUGGGGACUCGCAGCGCCGAGAUCAGGGCAAACUUAAACAAAGGAAAUGUGAGCGUCCCCUCACCAUGCUGUCAGCUAAACUCGAGACUGGCCUYGAGGCCCCCAAAAGGUGUGUGAUGUCGGGGGGGGAGGUGGAGGUGUACCUGUCCCAGGUUCAUGAUGGAAGCGUGUCCUCAGGGUUCCGGGCGCUGUACGAGGAGAGGCUCCUAUUGGACGUCACGCUGCUGAUAGAGGAACACCACUUCCAUGCACACAAGGCCCUGCUGGCGACCCAGAGUGACUACUUCCGGGUCAUGUUCACAGCAGACAUGAGAGAGAGAGACCAGGACAAGAUCCACAUGAAGGGGUUAACGGCUGCCGGCUUCGGCCACGUCCUGAGGUUCAUGUACUACGGUUCACUGGAGCUCAGCAUGGUCACUGUGCAGGAGAUACUACAGGCUGCAAUGUAYGUCCAGCUGACGGAGGUGGUAGAGUUCUGCUGUUCCUUCCUGCUGUCUAAGAUCUGUCUGGAGAACUGUGCCGAGGUGAUGAGGCUUCUGGAGGACUUCAGCGUGGGGGUGGAGGGCGUGCAGGAGCAGCUCGACAACUUCCUGCUGGAGAACUUUGUUCCUCUGAUGAGCAAACCUGACUUCCUGCUCUACCUCAGCCUGGAGAGACUGCAGGUGUGGUGGAAGAACUACGUUAGCGGCGUCAUGAGGCAGAAGCGUAGAGACUGGACGACAGUGUCUGUGUGUUCCAUCGGCGGCGGUCGUGUCGCGGCAGGCCUGGACAGACUCAUACAGCUCUAUCUCUGGGAACCGACUCAGGGCAUCACUGUCCAGGUGUGGUGGGAGUUGGAAGGUCCCCAGGUCCCUCUCCGACCAGACUGCUUGGCCAUCGUCAACAACUUUGCCUUCCUGCUGGGGGGGGAGGAGCUAGGGCCUGACGGGGAGUUCCACGCCUCCUCUAAAGUCUACCGCUACGACCCCCGCCAGAACUCCUGGCUACGCAUGGCCGACAUGUCUGUGCCCAGGUCAGAGUUUGCAGUGGGGGUUAUUGGUAAGUUCAUCUACGCGGUGGCUGGGCGGACGCGGGAUGAGACCUUUUACUCCACGGAACGCUAUGACAUCACGGCAGACCGCUGGGAGUUUGUGGAUCCGUACCCAGUCAACAAGUACGGUCACGAGGGCACGGUCCUGAAUGGUAAGCUCUAUAUCACCGGAGGAAUCACCUCCUCGUCCACCUCCAAACAGGUGUGUGUGUUCGACCCGGGGCGGGACGAGGGGGGAGGGGUGUGUCUUUUCGACCCGGGGCGGGACGCGGGGGGAGGGGUGUGUGUGUUCGACCCUGGACGGGAGGCAGGGGGAGGGUUGUGUGUAGCAGGCUCUGCGGGAGCRGGAACAACGGACACACACAGGACACGUUCAGCCCGUACUCCCCUCCUCCCCAACACACACACCAGCUGCUGGGAGAACAAGGCGAAGAUGAAUUACGCUCGCUGCUUCCACAAGAUGAUCUCCCACAACGGGAAGCUGUACGUGUUYGGGGGGGUGUGUGUGAUCCUCCGGGCGUCAUUCGAGUCGCAGGGCUGCCCGUCCACGGAGGUUUACGACCCUGAGACAGACGAGUGGACCAUCCUGGCGUCGAUGCCCAUCGGGCGCAGUGGGCACGGCGUUGCGGUGCUGGACAGACAGAUCAUGGUACUGGGGGGCCUCUGCUAUAACGGACAUUACUCCGACUCCAUCCUGACCUUUGACCCCGAUGACAACAAGUGGAAAGAGGAYGAGUAUCCCAGGAUGCCUUGCAAACUGGAUGGGCUGCAGGUCUGCACUCUGCACUUCCCCGAGUACGUCCUGGAGCACGUCCGGCGCUGCAGCUGAGGUCUGGUUCAGUUCAGACACACCCCUUUAAGGUUUGGGAAUGCCCCCUUUUAAGACCGACUCCUCCURCAGGCUCCAGGCGUGGAGGUGGAGGAUUGGUGUUUACAGGUGUGACACUAACACUCUAACACAGAAGCUUUUYAACUAGACACAGACUGAGCUAAACAUGCCAUAGUAAUCUGUCCUCACGGGCAGAAAAUUGAGCUUUGCUAAUGAUCAGUGAUGGUGGGCAAGUCAAGCUGAUCUGUUUCAAAAUAAGCUUUUCAGAAAAAGGGAAGAAUUGAGAAAAGAUUUUUCAUAAUUCAGCUGGUUUAUUUUGGACUGAGGUCAGUUUCAUAUUGUUGUUAUUAUGAUUCCGUUUCAGCCUACAGUCCUACAAGCCCUGUCUGACUGAACCAAUAAUGUGUAUAAACCCUGGAUGACUGACAGUGGGGUGCUGUAUUGAAGCCAUUUUGGUACUACAGUGUAAAAAAAGAUUUGGGAAGCUAUARAAAUAAAUGUUUCAAUGUCUACACGUUUUUUACUAGUAUAAUAUAAUAUAUGUUAAUUAUGUGAACUAAACAUACAAAAAAAAGUUUUAUAAAAACAUAUUCCAUAAAGUAAGUGCUUUAGAGGGUACUAAUGUUACUGUCCCCACUACAACAAGGAAAUACUUAAAUACAUGUGAUUUUGUCAAUUUUAUUGGGAAAUUAAUAGCAUCAGCAAUCCAGGGUUUAUUGACGUCAUUGGUCUGAACCAUGUCUGUCUGUAUGUCUCAACCAUGCUGUGUCAUGUUCAUGUGAUGUCAUGUAGUCUCUCUAAUAACCCUUUCUCUGAUGCUGCUUUCAAGACAACUGGGAACUCGGAAAUCUCCUACCUGUGACUUCAAGACGUGCGUUCAAGACAGCUGGGAAAUCGGGGGGGAGCGAGCUCCGACUGGGAAAAAUAGUUUUGAACGGUCAUCUAACUCGGAAUUCGAAAGUCGGAAACUCUGGGAUCAUCCUAAAGCUCUGACUUUCCAAUCUGAAGAUCACUGACGUCAUGAUUUGACCUUCCCAGUUCUCUUGAAAGCACCAUUAGUCUGUGGAGCUGGAGUGUGUGUGUGUGUGUGUGUGUGAUACAUGAAUGAGCAAAAUAGAAAAAAAUAUGCAUUCAUCAUACUAUUGGGAUUGUGAGAAAGAUGAUCAUGGUGAUGAUUUAGUGUUGUCAUGACUACACUGCAAUAACACUGUCCUGCUGACAGAGAGCCAUGUAACAGUUCAGAGGUCAGGGAUGACUGCAGUGUGAAGGUCCCCGUCUCUCUGGCAGUACUGUAUGUAAGAUUUCACUUUAUUUAUUGACGUUAACCAUCUGCUCGGAGUGUUGCUGUGGCAAACUACUGGAGGGUGUGUUAGAUUGUAGGAGUUGGCCCCAGAAAUGUACCAGAAAAAAACUUUUGAUUCAAAAAAUAAAAUAAGUUGAUACAGAAAAGGAGUUAAUAUUAAAGAUCAAUUUGAAAUAGGCUCAAAACUCCCAGUAACGCAUUAACUAUUUUUGCUUGAUCAUAUUUUGAGUGUCGAAGGUGAUCUGGCUAACUUAUGGAUCCUACUUUGUAAAGCCCUACCCUGGCUUAGUCCUGUCUGUCUGUCUGUCUGUCUGACGGAGCCAGCUGCAGCAUAUGAACCUGCUCAUCUCUCCUUCUUUUCAUGAGCAACAAUGAAAAGGGCUAAAGCACGUUCUUCUGCAGUUCU